AUGGCUGUCCGAUCAAACCUUGUGUGGCUCACUCUCGCCUUGAGCCUUUUCGACCCUACAUGUAAUGCAGGUCCAGUACGCCAAAGGGAGGCCGUCCCGGAUGGCUUCUACGCGGCUCCUUACUACCCAACGCCUUACGGCGGCUGGGAAGAGUCAUGGAAACAGAGCUAUGCAAAGGCGCAAGCACUGGUGGAUAAAAUGACUCUAGCGGAGAAGACGAACAUCACGGGUGGAAGCGGUAUCUUUAUGGGAAACAGCGGUAGUGCAUACCGAGUUGGCUUUCCUCAGCUUUGUUUGCAGGAUGGUGCUCUCGGUGUGGGCAACACUGAUCAUAACACGGCAUUCCCGGCUGGAAUGACGACGGGAGCGACGUUUGACAAGGACCUUAUCUAUGCUCGUGCUGUGGCUAUGGGUAAGGAGUUCCGCGGCAAAGGGGCCCACGUUUUCCUUGGUCCCUCGGUAGGCCCGUUAGGUCGCAAGCCUCUCGGUGGCCGCAACUGGGAAGGCUUCGGUUCCGAUCCCGUUCUCCAGGGUAUUGCCGGUGCCUUGACUAUCAAGGGCGUCCAGGAGCAGGGUGUUAUUGCUACUAUCAAGCAUUUCAUCGGAAACGAGCAGGAGAUGUAUCGCAUGUACAACCCAUUCCAACCAGGAUACAGUUCGAAUAUUGAUGAUCGUACCCUGCACGAGCUUUACUUAUGGCCAUUUGCCGAUGGUGUCCACGCCGGUGUUGGCUCGGUAAUGACAUCUUACAACGCUGUCAACGGCUCGGCUGCUUCUCAAAACGCCUAUAUGACUAACAACUUACUGAAGGAUGAGCUCGGAUUCCAGGGUUUUGUCCUGUCGGAUUGGCUUUCUCAUCUUUCUGGCGUCGCAUCAGCACUGGCCGGUCUUGACAUGAGCAUGCCUGGAGACACUCAGAUCCCACUGUUUGGUGGUAGCCCUUGGAAGUUCCAUCUUACGGAGGCGGUUCUGAACGGCUCAGUGCCAGUGGACAGGCUGAACGACAUGGCUACCAGAAUCGUGGCCGCUUGGUAUCAGUUCGGCCAGGACAAGGACUUCCCGGCUGUUAACUUCCACUCAUACGUAUCGAGCGAAAAGGGACUUCUUUACCCCGGUGCUGUUCCGGCCUCGCCCAUCGGUAAGGUCAACUGGUUUGUGGACGUUCAAGCGGAUCAUGCCUCCGUCGCACGCCAGGUUGCCCAAGACGCCAUCACUCUUCUGAAGAACGACGAUGAUUUCUUGCCCCUUUCUACCAAGACGCCCCUCAGAGUUUUCGGUUCCGACGCCCGGGUCGAUCCUGCCGGGCCUAACGCUUGCGGAAGCCGUGCGUGCAACAAGGGCACUCUGGGAAUGGGCUGGGGCUCCGGCGUUGCGAAUUACCCUUAUUUCGAUGACCCCAUCACUGCCAUCAAGAAGCGGGUUGAAGAUGUCAAGCUCUACGACAGUGAUAACUUCCCCCUCAUUCUCUCCCCUUCGCCCACUGAUGACGACGUUGCAAUUGUCUUCAUCAACUCCGACGCGGGCGAGAACUCGUUUACCGUUGAAGGCAACCAUGGUGAUCGUGACAACGAUAAGCUCUCCGCUUGGCACAAUGGCGACAAGCUUGUCCAGAAGGCUGCUGAGAAGUACAAGAACGUUGUAGUCGUUGUCCACACCGUCGGUCCCCUCAUCGUGGAGCCCUGGAUUGACCUGCCCUCCGUCAAGUCUGUCCUCUUUGCCCAUCUCCCCGGUCAAGAAGCUGGCGAGUCACUCACCAACGUUCUCUUCGGCGACGUCUCACCAUCCGGUCACCUUCCCUACUCCAUCACUAAGAAGGAAGACGAUCUCCCUGACAGCGUUUCCAAGCUCGUCAAGGAAAUUAUCGGCCAGCCCCAAGACACCUACAGCGAAGGCCUCUAUAUCGACUACCGCUGGCUCAACAAGCAGAAGAUCAAGCCCCGCUACGCCUUCGGCCACGGUCUAAGCUACACCACCUUCAACUACACCGACGCCCACAUCAAGCUCGUCAACGCCCUCUCCUCGGCCUUACCGCCCGCCCGCCAGCCCAAGCCCUCCGUCCCCGUCCUCUCCACGAAGAUCCCCCCCGCCUCCGAAGCCUACGAGCCCGCCGGCUUCACCAAGGUCUGGCGCUACAUAUACUCGUGGCUGUCCAAGUCCGACGCCGACAAGGCCUACGCCGUCGGCAUUUCCGACAAGUCCGGUUCCAAAACCUACCCCUACCCCGCGGGCUACUCGACGGUGCAAAAGCCCGGCGUCCCCGCCGGCGGCGGUCAGGGCGGUAACCCGGCCCUUUUCGACACCAUCCUCGAGCUGGACGUGACUGUGCAAAACACGGGUUCCACGCACAAGGGCAAGGCGUCCGUGCAGGCGUACGUCCAGUUCCCUGCGGGCAGCGGGUACGACACGCCUAUUAUCCAACUGCGCGAUUUCGCCAAGACGAAGGACUUGGCGGCCGGAGAGAGCGAGACGGUUACGUUGAGGCUGAGGAGGAAGGAUUUGAGCGUGUGGGAUACGCUGAAGCAGAAUUGGGUGGCGCCCGGGGCCGAGGGCGAUAAUGGGAAGAGUAAGCGGUAUACGGUGUGGGUGGGCGAAGGGAGUGAUAAGCUUUUUACUAGGUGUUUUAGUGAUACGCUGGUUUGUGAGAGGGGGGUUGAGCCGCCUGUUUAG
Sordaria macrospora k-hell is the source of this 2667-nucleotide messenger RNA. RefSeq lists its product as uncharacterized. The record is from RefSeq and is a predicted model, not a curated record. Gene Ontology annotation, biological process: glucan catabolic process. Gene Ontology annotation, molecular function: beta-glucosidase activity. NCBI's taxonomy places the organism in Eukaryota, Fungi, Ascomycota, Sordariomycetes, Sordariales, Sordariaceae.